AUGAGGGCCGAAUGGUUCGCUCCGAGCGCCCUAUUUAAUCCCCGCGACUGCAGCAGCGCCGGCUCCCUCCCCGUCCCCGCCUCGGCCCGGGGCUCCCUAGCGGCUCCGGGCGCCCUUUCGGUCGGCGGCAGCGUCUCUCCCGCCCCGGCCCAGCCCCUGGGGGUCCAGCUCGCCGCGCGCAGCAGGGAGCCGGCCGGGACGCGCCAUGGGGGCCCCUGCGCCCUGCCCCUGCUCCUGCUCCUCGCCAGCCGCUGGGCGCCCGGAGGGGCCACCCUCUCCCAGGACGACAGCCAGCCCUGGACCUCUGACGAGACGGUGGUGGCCGGCGGCACGGUGGUGCUCAGGUGCCAAGUGAGAGAACACGAGGACUCAUCCCUGCAGUGGUCCAACCCUGCCCAGCAGACGCUCUACUUCGGAGAGAAGAGAGCCCUUCGAGACAACCGCAUCCAGCUGGUCAAGUCCACGCACCGCGAGCUCAGCAUCAGCAUCAGCAACGUGGCCCUGGCGGACGAGGGCGAGUACACCUGCUCCAUCUUCACCAUGCCCGUCAGGACCGCCAAGUCCCUGGUCACCGUGCUGGGAAUCCCACAGAAGCCCAUAAUCACAGGCUACAAAUCGUCGUUGAGAGAAAAGGAGACAGUCACUCUAAACUGUCAGUCUUCGGGGAGCAAACCUGCAGCCAAGCUCACGUGGAAGAAGGGCGACCAAGUGCUCCAGGGAGAACCAACCCGAACACAGGAAGACCCCAAUGGUAAGACCUUCACCGUGAGCAGCUCCGUGACAUUCCAGGUUUCCCGGGAAGAUGACGGAGUGGACAUUGUGUGCUCUGUGAACCAUGAAUCUCUAAAGGGAGCCGACCGAUCCACCUCUCAGCGCAUCGAAGUGCUAUACACACCGACAGCAGUGAUUAGACCAGAACCACCACACCCCCGAGAGGGCCAGAAGCUGUUGCUGCACUGUGAGAGCCGUGGCAAUCCCGCCCCCCAGCAGUUUCUGUGGGAAAAGGAGGGCAGCGUGCCGCCCCUGAAGAUGACCCAGGAGAGGGCCCUGCUCUUCCCCUUCCUCAACAAGAGCGACAGCGGCAUCUACGGCUGCACGGCCACCAGCAACAUGGGCAGCUACAAGGCCUACUACAACCUCAACGUGAACGACCCCAGUCCGCUGCCUUCAUCGUCCCCCAGCACCUACCACGCCAUCAUUGGCGGGAUCGUGGCUUUCAUCGUCUUCUUGCUGCUCAUCCUGCUUAUCUUCCUCGGACACUACUUGAUUCGGCACAAAGGAACCUACCUGACUCACGAGGCAAAAGGCUCCGAUGACGCCCCAGACGCCGACACGGCCAUCAUCAAUGCCGAGGGCGGGCAGUCGGGUGGUGACGACAAGAAGGAGUAUUUCAUCUAGGGCGCCCUCACCUUCUGCGCCCCCCGGGCCCCACGGGGACUGCUGGGCACGACCAACCGGACUUGUACAGAGCGACCCCAGGGCCGCCCUCCCGCUUGCUCCCCGGCCCCCACCCCUGUACAGAAUGUCUGCUUCGGGUGCGUUUUGUACUCGGUUUGGAAUGGGGAGGGAGGAGGGCGGGGGGAGGGUUGCCCUCAGCCCUUUCCAUGGCUUCUCUGCGUUUGGGUUAUUAUUAUUUUUGUAACAAUCCCAAAUCAACUCUGCCUCCAGGCUGGAGGGGCAGGGGCCCUGAGUAAGGAAAGCAGAAA
This is a messenger RNA of Talpa occidentalis (Iberian mole), 1706 nucleotides long. It is a transcript of the gene CADM3, whose product is annotated as cell adhesion molecule 3. The record is from RefSeq and is a predicted model, not a curated record. The transcript has 10 exons. Gene Ontology annotation, cellular component: presynaptic membrane. Gene Ontology annotation, biological process: homophilic cell-cell adhesion. NCBI's taxonomy places the organism in Eukaryota, Metazoa, Chordata, Mammalia, Eulipotyphla, Talpidae. Bases 1 to 1398 code for a protein of 465 amino acids.